Molecule: messenger RNA, 3832 nt
Organism: Dunckerocampus dactyliophorus (ringed pipefish)
Lineage: Eukaryota; Metazoa; Chordata; Actinopteri; Syngnathiformes; Syngnathidae
Gene: plk3
Product: polo-like kinase 3 (Drosophila)
Exons: 15
Coding region: 115-2121 (668 amino acids)
Biological process (GO): mitotic cell cycle; regulation of cytokinesis; mitotic G1/S transition checkpoint signaling
Cellular component (GO): nucleus; cytoplasm; centrosome
Molecular function (GO): protein serine/threonine kinase activity; protein binding; ATP binding
Source: RefSeq, a predicted model, not a curated record
GUGGCUCUGCCCGGACAAGCCAAAUGGAUUUAGUAGACCGAGGAGGACGUAUCCUCACCUGACGCAGCAACUUCAGAACCCAAAUACCCCAAAAGGAAUAUAACGAGCGUUUGAAUGGAUCUGGGUUGUUUCACAACGGCGCAGCGUCUUUCGUGCCACACCAUGAAUGCGGAUUUGUUUAAGCCCGCUUCCGACCGUGGAGCCCCGCAGCAGCAAGCUUCAGGUCCGGCGUCGAAAUCCGGCAGGAAUAAAUCGGAACAAGGCAAACCGGAGCUGGCGCAGGUGGUGACUGACUCCAGGACGGGACGGUCCUACAGUAAAGGGAAGCUUUUGGGAAAGGGUGGCUUUGCUCGAUGCUACGAGAUGACGGACCUGUCGACAAACAAAAUGUACGCGGUGAAGGUGAUUCCACAGAGCAGGGUGUCCAAGCCGCACCAGAGGGAAAAGAUCACCAAUGAGAUUGAGCUGCACAAAACUCUGUCGCACAAGCAUGUGGUCAAGUUCUCCCAUCAUUUUGAAGACCAGGACAACAUCUAUAUAUUCCUUGAGCUGUGUAGUCGCAAGUCCCUCGCACACAUUUGGAAGGCGAGACACACGCUAACAGAGCCCGAAGUGCGCUAUUACCUCCGACAGAUCAUAUCAGGCCUCAAGUACCUCCACAGCAGAGGCAUCCUGCACAGAGAUCUCAAACUAGGCAACUUCUUUGUGAAUGAAAACAUGGAGCUGCGACUGGGGGACUUCGGCCUCGCUGCCAAACUGGAGACAGUUGAGCAGAGGAAAAAAACCAUCUGCGGGACGCCCAACUACUUGGCCCCUGAGGUGCUCAACAGGCAGGGCCAUGGCACGGAGUCAGACGUUUGGUCCCUUGGUUGUGUUAUGUACACGCUGAUGUGCGGCAACCCCCCUUUUGAGACUCUUGACCUCAAAGAGACUUACAAGUGUAUAAAGGAAGUUCGGUACAAUCUGCCCUCUGCACUCUCGCCCACCGCUCAGAAACUCAUCUCGAGUAUCCUGCAGAAAACCCCAAGUGACAGACUCACCUUGGAUCAAAUACUCAACCACGAAUUCUUCACCAAAGGUUUCACUCCAGAUAAACUUCCCCCCAGCAGCUGUGUGACUGUCCCCGAGCUCCAUCCUCCCAGCCCUGCCAAGAAAUUCUUCAAAAUGGCUAAGAGCCUCUUCGGCAAGAAGAAGGCAAAAGUGGAGAAGACUCUGUGUGAGGAGAAAGAGGACAAGGACAUUUCCAAGCUGGUUUCUGGCAUCGUUAAGUGCUCUAUCAGCCGGCAGAUCAGCUACAAAACAGUGGGACCCAAUGAGGUACCCUCACCCACCGGUCAGCUGGUCAGCUCAGUGCCUCUGGAGCAGACCCCCGCUGAGGAGGAAUCCAGGAAGUCGAUCUCACGCUCCUUCAAGGGAACAAUGGCUAGCAGCUCUGAACCGUGUGAAGAUGUCCUCACUCCUGCUGCUGUGUCUGAAUGUGCCAUGAAAGUCCUUAAUGGCUGCUUGGCUACCAUGCCUGCAGCUGCCAAAAAUCCACCAUGCCUGCCCAGGCCACAGUCCUUCCUGUGGGUGACUAAAUGGGUGGACUAUUCCAACAAAUAUGGUUUUGGCUACCAGCUGUCAGACCAAAGCAUCGGUGUGCUCUUCAACGAGGGAACACACCUCAGCCUCUGUGACCAACGCAAGACUGUCCACUACUGCUUGACCAACAACAAGCACUUUAGUUUCCCUGCCAGCUCUCUACCAGAGCAGCUUCGCAGUCAGAAACAAAUAGUAGAGCUCAUGGCCAACUACAUGGAACAAAAUCUCAUGGAGGGUGGAGAUCUGCACUGUCGGGAUGAAGUUCCAGGUCCUCCGCCUCUGCUGCUGCAAUGGGUGAAGACUGACCACGCGCUUGUCAUGCUCUUCAACAAUGGCACUCUGCAGGUGAACUUCUACACAGACCACACAAAGAUCAUCCUGUGCAAGUCUUCGGACUCCUACCUGCUCACCUACAUUAGCCGCGAGCGCGUCUCCUACACGUACCUCCUCAGCAUGCUGAGCGAGACGGGCUGCACGGCGGAGCUGCGACACCGCCUCAGAUACGUGGUCCAUCUCUUGCAACACCACGCUGAUGCCUAAGUGUCAUGUCGCCAGGUGCACCCCCAUUACACCCCACACUCCUCCCCUUCUUCCAAGCUGCCUGAGUGUCCCCCACGCCUUAGAGGCUCAUUGAAUGGUUAACUGAUGUCCUAGAGGCUCAAUGACUGGCUUGACCGUCGUUUUUUUGUUUGAUUGGUUGACUGUUUGCAGUGCCAAAACGGGCCCUCUUCAGUUUCACUUUCCGGAGCAAUAUUCCCGUCUGGACUGGUGCUGAGGCUGCUGAUGAUCCCGUUGAUUUGAUCAAGCGGGCAGGAAGUUGCCAGAUGAUGCAUUUAGCCUCAAGGCUUUGUGCCUGUCCAGCGUUUGCCUCAAAGGUUCUCUUGAAGGACGUGAUGAUGGAUCCCCUCACAUGUAGAUGCCUAAAAAAAAAGACACCCCACAUGCCACCACCCACUUUCUCACAACCACUGCUUCUUGGUUUUAUGGUGCCAAUCAAGCCUGCUGCUUUCAGCUUCUCCUCGUAGAUUCUAUUAGUGCCAGGUGUGGUGUCUCUAUUGUAACAACAACACUUUAAAUUGCAACUGACAUUUAAUCUAGCAGCUUUCCGUUGUGGCUGCAAAGUCACCAGUCCCGUUGAACAGGCUGGGUGACUUUACAGCACAAAUCUUUUGGGAAGGUUUGACUGAACAGAUGGACUCCUCGACCCUCCUGACCUCUGGACACAGGUGCACCCAUUCAUUGUUUUCCGUUUUGGUUUUUUAACCAAAAGAUAUGAGCCAGCAAUAGGAUCGCACUAUGAUCUUUACCUCACAUGCACAGUUGACAUUCCUGGCCAUAUUUUGAUGUUGAGGAUCAGUGAUGGCAAUUGCUUCUUCUGCCUCAUUAUCACCUUUUUUGUUUGGUGCGUUCACUAGUACACGGAGUACUUAAGGGCCUAUGGGAGCGACACAAUAAUGCACGUUAUUUUUUAUUUUUUUCCCCUCUAGUUUUGUAAAUGAAAGCAACCAGUCUUAAUUUUUUUUUUUUUUUUUAACCAUCACCUUUUUAUUUGUUUUUAACAAAAUACCAAAUGCAUUUUUUUUCCCCCUUGUCUGCUUUUAAAGUUUUUAAAUCACACGUAAGGUGAAUUUGUGCUCAUGUGCCACGAAACAAUACAGUUGGUCUGGAAACAAGAGGAGGGAGAGGGUGAAAAGUGCCUUUUUGGAGGGAUGUCUGUAUAGUGCAAUAACAACCCCUUUUUUUUUUUUUUUUUGUGAAUGUUCAGCUGAUGAUGGGUUUUUAACAGUUGGAUGUACUUUUGCACUUGACGCAAAGUUCAAAAGCAUUUCCAACAGCACUACACUGUCACUACCUGCUAUAAGCUUUUAAAAUCAACUAUCAAUGAAGUAAUAUCUACCGUGGAAAAAGAAAACAUUGUACUCGAUGUACUGUAAUCCUUUAGCGGUUUACAUUGCUUUUCUCGACCCAGAGUUGUAUCCUCAAAACUGUGACCUGGAAUGCAAGUGUCGUGUGCAAGUGUCGUGUUUUCAAAAACAUUGUGAAAGCCAUCUGCCAAAUUAGGAAAAAGUCUUUAUUUUCUUGGCACAUAAUGUCCUGUUAAUUUAUUUUUUAUUUAUUCAUGAUUUGUUUUGGGUUUUUUUUUAAUUUAUUGUGUAAAUGUUUGGUCUUGACACAAAGAAAUGUUCAAUUCCGCUCACACUUUUUGUAUGUAUUGUAUGGGGGGGGAAAUGGGACAAAAAUAAAGUUUAUU